ACAGAGAACGGCUACAGAUUGGUAGUAUUUUAGUGAACGCAACAGAAGGAAGAGAGUUCGAUUUGGGAUUUGCUGGGAAAAGUGCAAAUUUUGAGCAGUUUUGCAACGUUUUUCGCGUCCCAUUCCGCCAUGGAAGUGGAAAGCAACGUCAUCAAGGACGCUUCCGCUCGUAGCAGAGGCAGAAGUGCUGCUGGUCAGCACCACAGCCGUAGGAGCAGCGCCAGCAAUAAGAGCGGUGGUGCCACCUCCAGCAGCAAUGCCAACACAGUUACGAUAAAAGUUGGCCUCAAUAUGAAUAUGUGCAGACUGUGCCUGGCGGAGGGCAGCACCAGCUCCCGUCUCCAACCGGUGUACUACUCCAAGGAUGCUCCCGACGAACCACUGCUACAGCAGAUACUGGAACUCACCACUAUACAGGUAACAUAUGCGACAGACUUUCCUUCGUCGAUAUGCACUGGAUGCAAAAGCAAACUAGAAGAGUAUCAUAUGUUUCGGAGGCGCUGCAUCGAAAAUGACGAGCUACUUAAACUGAAGUACUAUGAAAUCAAGGCGGCAGAAAACUACCGUCAUGCGCAGCACGCUCAACCGGCGGAGGAAAUCAAGGGGGAAGAAUACGUUGACGAUACGGACGACAUCACGUUAGCGAUUGAUGAAUCCGCUGAUGUGGAUGAGUAUCAGGACGACACAGAGGAAGAACAGCAGCCUGUUAUGCAGCAUGAUCAGGUUGUGGAACAGCAAACUAUACAGUAUGUUGCUGCAGAUGGAACCAUGACAGAGUAUAUCGAAUCGGGAGAUGUAAGAGUAGUGUCGAACUCUUCCCAACAGCAGCAGAUCCACAUUAGUGGCUACAGUGCUGCGGAAGGAAUUCAAAAUUCCGAAGGACAUGAGAUUUAUUACACAGAUGGGACUGAUACAUAUGCUAUUCGCACGACCGCAGAAGGGUACGUGAACGCAGCAAACUAUGUGCCACAGGGAUACGAUAACCAGACGGAGAUCGAAUGUACCACUAUUGACCAUUUACCGGAAGAGGAGGUUUAUAUGGACGAAGGAGGAUCUGGAGUUGGUAGCGCCAUUACCCCACGGGGAGUACACGAUCGACCGUUCGUUUGCAAACAUUGCAAAACUAGUUUUAAGUAUGAGUACAACUACGAAAGGCACAUGAAAAAUCAUGCAAAAGUAUUGUAUAGAUGCGGUAAGUGUUCAAAAACCUUUACCAAGCAACGAAAAUGCCAACAGCACUUCUUGAAAGCACACUCAUCCCAGAGGUAUGAGUGUGACAUUUGCUUCAGAACGUAUAGUUUACCCACUCGAUUGGAGAAUCAUGUCAUCGAAAUGCAUUCCGAGAACGGGGUGUACAAAUGUGACCGAUGCAGUGAAACUUACACUUCCUACCUAGAUUUCAAAUCUCAUCGCAAUAGCCAUCACAGUACCAACGGAUCCAAUACAACCGUCAUCACCCAGGCGGUGGAACAACGGUCCCAACCAGCGCCCCAUGAUCAAUCUCCUCAACCACCGACAUUGUCGCACACGGCCACAUCAAUCAGUACUCGCUCGUCCAUCUCCGAUAGCUGCGAUUUUGAAGUAAUGAUCGAUGAAACUAAAAUUCAAAAACCCGAAAGCACCCCCGAAAAGCGACCUGCUGUGCUCGCUGGAGCUACUUCCACUCCCGAACAAGAUGUAAUCCUAAUAGACGAUGACACGUCCCAUAGUGCUGCAACAACCGCAAUGGCGAAUCACAUCAAACCCACUGGCGUCACGAUCAUCCCGACUACUCACAGUAGCAGUAUCAUCAGCAGUGGUUCAACGGUGGUAACGACAAGCCCAAGUGUCGCUCCAACGACAAUCAACCACACAGCAACGGUAAUUACCAACGGUAUCGACAAGAACUCGCUGCACAGGCAGCUCUUGCAGCAAAUCGAGGAGAGCGAAGCCAACUCGCUUGGGCCGAAGAUUUACAAAUGCGACAGCUGCACCAAGACGUUUGUCCAUUUGAACAAUCUGAAGGCACAUAUCUAUGCGGAGCAUGACAACGACAAGCCUUUCAAGUGCAAACUCUGUCCGAUUUCGUUCAAGACGAAAGAAAUUCUGGUGAUGCAUAUGGUAUUACAUUCUCAGCAUAGUACAUCAACUUAGGAACGCGAUAAGACCACAUUCAUCAGACAGACUCCACGAGGGCAGAGAGAUAACAGGCACGACUUGCCACUAAAGGUUGCCUCAAUCCGGGAACUAGUGUAAUGCGAGGGAAAAGUUAGGUAUAAUAUGUGCAAAUCGUGACAAAAUUAUUAUCUUAUUCAGAUUGAGCUGUUUUCCCCAUACACCUAAAAAUACUAGCAUACACAAAACAGAAAGCUAAUCGGUUACUGCAAAUUAGCAGUAUCCAUAGACAUGUGGAUCGGAAGCAUUCAACAACAAGCAAGGAUAGCAAAACGUAAACUCAAAAGAUACCAACUAGCUAAUAUAUGAAGACUAGAGACAUGACGAUUUCCUUAUGUUUUUUUUUGUGUUUUAUACAAUAUAUAGAUAUUUCUAUUAAUAUA
Topomyia yanbarensis is the source of this 2537-nucleotide messenger RNA. RefSeq names its product zinc finger protein 62 homolog. Gene Ontology annotation, molecular function: DNA-binding transcription activator activity, RNA polymerase II-specific; RNA polymerase II cis-regulatory region sequence-specific DNA binding; zinc ion binding. The transcript has 4 exons. Gene Ontology annotation, biological process: regulation of transcription by RNA polymerase II. The record is from RefSeq and is a predicted model, not a curated record. Bases 130 to 2133 code for a protein of 667 amino acids. Gene Ontology annotation, cellular component: nucleus. NCBI's taxonomy places the organism in Eukaryota, Metazoa, Arthropoda, Insecta, Diptera, Culicidae.